AUGGCAGAGGCAGAGGAGCAGCUCCUCCAGGGUAAUUGGAGUAGAGAUUUUGAAAAUGCUCUGGAAUCCACAGACUAUGACCUGGAAACAAUGUGUAACGUAAUUCAAGGACAAGAUCUUCCUUCUAAGCAAAGAGCAAAAAUGUGGAAAAUUGCCCUGAACGUUGCAGGCAAGAGCAACAGCCUUUCCUCGUGGGAUGGAAAACUGGAUCUGCCAGAGCAAAUGAUAAUUCAUGAUAAAUGUCAACAGUUGAUUGAUCAAUUGCACCCAGCAGAAUGGGAAGUUCCUAUUCUGCUUUCAGAUGUGGAGUCAGCCAUAACAUUCUAUUGCAAAUCCCGGAGCAUAACAUUUUUAGAGAAUCACAGCUGGCCAGAUCUCCUCAAACCUCUCCUUAGACUGCGGCUUCCUCGUAGUGAUCUAUAUAAUUGCUUUUAUGCCAUAAUGAGUAAAUACAUUCCUAGGGAUUGCGUUUGCAAUGGUCAACCUUUCCAACUGUAUCGUCUUCUUUUGCAGUACCAUGAACCACAACUUUGUUCAUACUUGGACACCAGGAAGAUUGCACCCGACUUAUAUUCGAUCAAAUGGUUGGGAAGUCUGUUUGCAGCACAUUGUUCACCAGAGGUAACUGAGGCCAUGUGGGAUGUGUACUUCCAACAAUCUGACCCAUUCCUGAUCUUCUUCUUAAUGCUCAUCAUCCUUAUCAAUGCAAAAGACACCAUUUUAGCAGAAAAAAAUGACAACAAAGAGGGUCUCAUUAAGUUGUUAGAGACCUCUCCAAGUCAUUUGGAAGUGGGGGAUAUAGAAGACCUUUUUUCUUUAGCGCACUAUUAUUAUAGCAAGACACCACUGUCGUUCAGAAAAGAUAAUCAGAAUCUAUUUGGUAGCAGUCUAGUACUGCCUAAAGAUGAAAAGAUGAAUCUGAGUGAAACCCUGUGUCUUCCCAUUUCUGUCACAGAAAUCCUUCAGUCCAGACAACACCCCGGUGAUGGUAUUAGGUUUUUUGUGGUUGACUGCAGACCUGCAGAACAGUAUAAUGCAGGGCAUCUGUCCACAGCUUUUCAUUUAGACUCUGACCUUAUGCUGCAAAAUCCUGAUGAGUUUUCUCUGUCAUUUAAGUCUCUCCUGGAGACACAGAAGCAGUCAAUCAAAUCAGGCUCCAUUGCCAGGGGGAAACAUUUAUGCUUUAUCGGCAGUGGUCGCGAUGAGGAGGACAUGUAUAUGAAUAUGGUGCUUGCUUACUUUUUGCAAAAAAAUAAGAAGUACAUCAGUAUUGCCAGAGGGGGAUUUAUGGCACUUCAGAAACACCUUGCAGACGUCACUGUUGAUGGAUCAGACAAUAUGUACGGUCACUGGAUUGUCAGCAUGUCUGCCCCCCAAUUCGAUAUUAGUCAACCUUUUCAGACUGAAGCUGCAAACACCUUGGUAGGUGGGAAAGGGGUCAAGUCCCUAGUGAAUAAAAUGACCUUUGCACUUAAAUCAAAGUCAGUGCAUGUCAAGGAACGAAUGAUCAACUUCAUUGAGAACACCUCCACACCUACAGACAGGCAGUUGAACAUUAAUAAUCGAGAUGGAAAGCUGUACCGGGGAAUAAAGCCAGUGUUCAGCAUCAGUGAUGAAGACAAUACAGAUGAGACUGAUAGUGCCUACAUGUCUGACAAUGAUUACAAAGACAUCGUACACAUUCAGACAUGGAUAAACAAGCCAGAUGUUAAACAUCACAUUCCUUGCAAUGAGGUCAAAGAGACUGGUCAGUUGCUCCCUAGCCAUCUCCUGGUUACAGCCUCCCAUAUGUACUGCCUGCGAGAGAUUGCAUCUCGGAGGGGUUUUGCAUACAUCCAAUCACAACGAGCUUUGACUUCAGUGGUAAAGAUUACUUCAAAGAAAAAGCACCCCGAACUUAUUACUUUUAAAUAUGGUAACAGCAAUUCCACUGGUCUGGAAGUAUUAUCUGUAGAAAGAUAUGUGAUAUCAAAUGCUGGGGAUGCUGCCAGAGCCAUUAAACAGCAGAUUGUUAAAGUGUUGGAGGAUCUAGACUGCUGA
Messenger RNA from Polypterus senegalus (gray bichir), 2040 nucleotides. RefSeq names its product TBC1 domain family member 23-like. Bases 1 to 2040 code for a protein of 679 amino acids. Gene Ontology annotation, biological process: retrograde transport, endosome to Golgi; embryonic brain development. The record is from RefSeq and is a predicted model, not a curated record. The transcript has a single exon. NCBI's taxonomy places the organism in Eukaryota, Metazoa, Chordata, Cladistia, Polypteriformes, Polypteridae. Gene Ontology annotation, cellular component: trans-Golgi network.